GCAAUGCCCGCCUUCCGCCCCUCGCCCGCCGCUCUGCGGGGCUUGCGCCGCUGCUACUCGACCUCGCCAGCUACGCCGCCCACUUCGCCCUUUGCGCCCCGACAUCUGCUCUCCAUAGCAGACCUGACCCCGGCCGAGCUCACUACCCUCGUCCACAAUGCACACAAGCACAAGACGGCCAUCAAGCAGACAGGAGAGGUCCCCCAGUCGAUGCGCGGCGCGCUGGCGGGCAAGACGGUUGCCAUGACCUUCAGCAAGCGCAGCACGCGCACCAGGAUAUCGACUGAAGGCGCCAUCGCCGCCUUUGGCGGCUCUCCCAUGUUUCUUGGAAAAGACGACAUCCAGCUGGGUGUUAACGAGUCCCUGUACGACACCUCGCUUGUCCUCUCCAGCAUGACGGCCGCCAUCGUUGCCCGUGUAGGCCGCCAUGCCCAUGUCGCCGACCUCGCAAAGCACUCGAGCGUGCCCGUCAUCAAUGCUCUCUGUGACCUGUACCACCCUCUGCAAAUCAUCGCCGAUAUGCUCACCAUUUCCGAAAUCUACCCCUCCACCUCGGCCACUUCGCUUGGUCUCGAAGGACUCAAGAUUGCUUGGAUAGGCGAUGCGAACAACGUCUUGUUUGACCUGUCAAUUGGCGCCACAAAGCUAGGCAUCGACAUGGCUGUCGCAACGCCAAAAGGCUACGAGAUCCCCCAGUCCAUGCGCGACGUCAUCUCCCACGCUGCCCAGACAUCUCCUCGAGCAGGAAAGCUCUUCGAGACCAACACACCCGAGGAGGCCAUCAAGGACGCAGACAUUCUCGUCACAGACACAUGGGUAUCCAUGGGCCAGGAAGAAGAAACCGCCAAACGUCUCAAGGCUUUCGAGGGCUUCCAGAUCACAUCAGACUUGGCCAAACGGGGCGGCGCAAAGGAAAACUGGAGCUUCAUGCACUGCUUGCCCCGCCAUCCCGAGGAGGUUGCUGACGAAGUGUUUUACGGACCGAGGAGCGUCGUCUUCAAAGAGGCGGAAAACAGGCUGUGGAGUGCCAUCAGUGCGCUCGAGGCCUUUGUUGUGAACAAGGGAAAGAUCCAAUGACUAGAUCCUUGGUUUGAGUAAUCGGAAGCACCAAAAUACCGCGGGGCGUGGCCAAAAACGAAAAAGUUAUGAAUUGACGAAUCUCAAAAGUUACAUCUACGC
Molecule: messenger RNA, 1179 nt
Organism: Exserohilum turcica Et28A
Lineage: Eukaryota; Fungi; Ascomycota; Dothideomycetes; Pleosporales; Pleosporaceae
Exons: 2
Coding region: 4-1077 (357 amino acids)
Biological process (GO): L-citrulline biosynthetic process
Cellular component (GO): mitochondrion
Molecular function (GO): amino acid binding; ornithine carbamoyltransferase activity
Source: RefSeq, a predicted model, not a curated record